CAAACAAGAUACCCGGCAGAGAUCAAACAAAGUCAGCCGUAGUGAUAACAAUCAAGUUAAGAGUUUUGUCUCAGAGGAUUGUCAGCCGGUCGUCAUGGAAAGAAUGACCACCAAAGAUGUGACCACUGUGAAAGACAUUUUAAAACCAGUAAUGAAGGGGUUCACCGGUACAAAUUUCAUACUUCACUUCCCAGAACAUAACUUUUUAUGAAACGUGAGGGUCGGAAGUUUCUUUAACAUCGGUAUUGUUUUACUCCACGUCACAGGCCGGUGCUCUCCGCUUGUGCCAUGUUAUCAAGCAAGUCUGUUUUAAGGUGGUAGUUUCUUUGUAGUCCGACGUUAGUACAUGAAUCAUAAUCCUCACAAUUAAAUGUAAAUAGGAAGAAAAAGGACUAACUGUUUGACGUAUUUCCUGGGUGAAAUAAAGGUUUUAUACCGCAGCUUUAAAAUGAGCAGAUUUAUCACUGAAAACACAUUUUACAGUUUUGUUAGUGUAGAUGGAUUACCUGAUGGAUUUCACAACAGACUGAGUGUGUGGAGCCAUAUGGGAACCAGCCUUUGGGAGAUCUGUUUCCAAGUAAAAGAGGUCACAAUACGUUCAGUGUCAAAUGUUUUAUUGAUUUCAUCCUAAUUCAAUAAUUCAGCACAAAAAAAAAAAGAUUUUCAUGGGGGUUUGAAAAUGAAAUGAGGCCAAUGAAUAAUUACAGGAAUAUACAUCUGGUACCUGUGCCAUAAUGUGUUUUAAUAUUAGAUUUCAUGAUGCUGCUUAAAAGGCUGCAGGUGACUCAUAUAUCUCACUUUCACUGUGGUUAGAUGCACAGUUUGUAUUAAGUCCUAAGUGGUUUUAAUUGUACCAGCAGUAUUUAUACUUGAGUAACGUAUCUCACUUGUCUCUCCCUCUGAUGUCUGCUGCCUGGGGGCCGUGGUCUUUCUCCUGAGGACCUCCGGGGCAUGACUGAGCUGGGCGGACCGAGGGGGCUGGAAGGUCGCUCAGCAGGGGCUGGGAGCGUGCACUCUGCAGAGAGAGAAGGCUGAGUGCCCACCGCAGGGAGAGAGCCCGGUGACCACAGUCUGGAGAGCUCAGACCAGCCAGGGUUCAGACUGAGAUCACGUAGUGUCUGUGCAUUGUACAGGAGGCAGAGUGCUUUACAGCAGCACCGCCGCCGUCAUGAAUGUGGGCACGGCGCACAGCGAGGUGAACCCCAACACCCGGGUGAUGAACAGCCGGGGCAUGUGGCUGUCUUACAUCCUGGGCAUCGGCCUCCUGCACGUCAUCCUGCUCAGCAUUCCCUUCGCCAGCGUACCCGUGGUCUGGACCCUGACCAAUCUCAUCCACAAUCUGUGCAUGUACCUCCUGUUGCACACAGUCAAAGGGACGCCCUUUGAGACCCCAGAUCAGGGCAAGGCUCGCCUCCUCACGCACUGGGAGCAGAUGGACUAUGGUGUGCAGUUCACCGCUUCACGCAAGUUCCUCACCAUCACACCUAUUGUCCUGUAUAUCCUAACCAGCUUCUACACCAAAUAUGAUCGGGCCCAUUUUGUGGUCAACACUGUUUCCUUGCUCACUGUACUCAUCCCCAAGCUGCCCCAGCUCCACGGUGUGAGGAUCUUUGGGAUUAAUAAGUACUGACAAGGCGGAAGAGGACACCUCCUUCCCUUAGUCCCCAUGGACUGCUGAGAGCACACAGAGUAUCAGGGCUCCUAUUUGGCUCCAGAUCCAUGAGGAUCCGUGGCUCUUUGGCUCACGACUCUGCUGAGCAAUGCUCUAAAUGAAGCCUACUGGGGACACUGCCAUGGUACCAAACCCCAGGACAGAGACACAGUACUCUAUAGAGAAAGCACAAAGGGAAAGUGUACUGCUGUGAUUGUUGGAGGCCCAUUUCCUUGAGUUACAAGUUUUCCAGAGACAUUUAAAAAGCCUUUGUAAAGGGGAGUAUUACGUCCAUUUCUGUAGAAAUGACAGUUUCCUGAUGUGACAGGUGUCGGGGCAGACGACAGUGUAGUUGCACAAAUAUCAUGUGCCAUUUUACACCAGUUGGCACACCGAGGCAGUAAUCUGAGUUUUUUUUUUAAAUGGUACACUGCUGUAGUUAUUCAGCUUCUCUCCCACGUUGAGCUUUCUCUUUCUCGAGGCUUAGACUAACAAUACCUUAAUGAAAUGGACUGCUGAGGCGAGACACAAGAAACCACAAGGAUCUAUGUUUAGCCCUCACUGCCCUGCUCAGGGCCGCGAUUAGGAAGUUAAGCAACUCUUAUUUUAUCUGACCACUUCCAUAUUUGGACUCGGCCUGGUCUGUGUCACAGCGAGCCUUCCGUCUGCUGUCAAACUGUCUUUAUUCACCUGCAGACUGAAAAAUAGAUAAAAGCAGAAUGUGGCAUAAUCGCAGGAUUACGUAACGUUUUAAACAUUAAGAGGUGAAAAGUAAUGUUUCCUCUCUUUCACUAAAUUCUGUUAAACAGUGUUGUCAUACUGGAAAGAGUGGUUUUAAAAUGGGAUCUAAAUGUAUUGUUGUUUACUAAUGUUAACCUGAACAGUGUUAACCACACAUUUCACUCUCAGCUGUAGUAAUAGCAGUAGCCAUAUUAACAUUAAUAUUGACAGUAGUAGUUCAGCUUUUCAAUCCUGGUUCACUUACUGUUACAUGCUGUUUCAUCUUAAUUAUUGCUGAAACCAAAACAUGUGCAUUCAGUUAUUUCUUUUAGCAGACUGAUGUAUUGAAUUGGCGUAAUUUAUAACGGAUGCAACCAAUGACAAGCGUGGACCAAAGAUCCAGACAGCUGAGGAGUUGUAAAUACAAGUGGAUCUGCUGCAGCGUUUAUCUCUUCAUCUUGAUGUUUUCAGAUCUUGUCUUCAUUAUCACCAUAAAGGGCUUUAUCCAAGGACGUGCUACAAGAUUUUGUAGCACAAAGUGACCAUGCAUUUUUUUUUUUUUUUUACUGGACUGUUUAAGACAACAGUUGUUGAAAGAUAGUUGACCUGAAUGUUGAUCAAAUGUGAAACAGUGUGCUCAUGGCUUCUGUUCAGUGGUGACUGUUUUUGCUUUUUGAAGGAAAUGUCAAUGUGAUCUCCUGUAAGAGUGCUUGACCCAAAAUACAGUAUUUUUCAAGUAUCAUCUCAGAUCGUGCGUUUUGUGUUGCCGUGCCAGAGUUUGUCAGUGUUUCACUGAAACAGACAAAAUCUGUCGGUUUUAUUAAGAUAGAGGCAAAGUGAAGAAGUGUGUGCUCGUAGCAGUUUUUCCACUUCGUUAUACAAAUUUGUUCUAAAACUGAUGGUUGGUGUGUAAUCAUGUGAGCCUGUUAAAGGCUUUGAAACCUGUAGGAGCAUCUU
Molecule: messenger RNA, 3328 nt
Organism: Toxotes jaculatrix (banded archerfish)
Lineage: Eukaryota; Metazoa; Chordata; Actinopteri; Toxotidae
Gene: ormdl3
Product: ORMDL sphingolipid biosynthesis regulator 3
Exons: 4
Coding region: 1169-1630 (153 amino acids)
Biological process (GO): ceramide metabolic process; intracellular sphingolipid homeostasis; negative regulation of ceramide biosynthetic process
Cellular component (GO): endoplasmic reticulum membrane
Source: RefSeq, a predicted model, not a curated record